Mytilus californianus (California mussel) is the source of this 2771-nucleotide messenger RNA. RefSeq lists its product as uncharacterized. Gene Ontology annotation, molecular function: chitin binding. The coding region runs from base 313 to 1638 and encodes 441 amino acids. Lineage: Eukaryota; Metazoa; Mollusca; Bivalvia; Mytilida; Mytilidae. Gene Ontology annotation, cellular component: extracellular region. The transcript has 12 exons. The record is from RefSeq and is a predicted model, not a curated record.
CAAUAACGUACUUGAACAAUUGAAACCUAAUAUAGCUUUGAUCGUAAUAUACUUCCUGGAAUUUUACUUCUAGUAGAAUUAACUAGAGUGAGUUUCAUAUAAGGGUACUAUAUAGAAACUACCAUCAACGAGGUUUCUAACUUUGGACCAACACGUGAAUAUAUGUAUUGGUUUUUCAGAAGAAGAAACAAGAUAUUGCAAUUCUUACUUCUCUGCCUCACAUAAGAUUUUACCACUUAAGUAUUGAUAAUAAGACAUGUGGUGCGAUUGUAUUUGUGUACUUGAGCAAUUAAUGCAUAGAAGGAAUAUUAAAUGACUGAUACAGGGGUGCCUACUAACGGAAGAAAUGGUAGUAACAAUGAUAAUGACCAUAUCAGCAUUUCGACAAUUUACUCAGAUGUAUUUAGUGAUAAGGGGUUAAGCUCAAGUGAUGGUAGUGGUAAAAGUGUAAGCACCAGUACGAGUUAUGAAACUAUCACAUGGAAAAAGGAGGAAUACUUUUAUGAUAAUCCAGUUUUUGUUAGAGACGUUGAAGAUUCCACGCAGGUCACACGUACAGAUUCGACAAAUCCAGUGGAUAAUAGCAGUGAAAAACAGAAAUGCCCUUUAAGAACAUGGAUGACUCUUGGUGUAAUCGGUUUGUGUAUAAUUGGUGUAGCGACAUGGAUAUUCCACAACAAAUAUUUUUUGGGUUCAGAUAAUGCGAAUGAUCCUGCUUUUUCUAUUCAAUCUCUACACAUUCCGGGUCAGUGUGAAAAUGAUAUCUCUACUGCAACGAUUGGAGAACAAAUAUGUAUUUCUUAUACUAGUACACAGAAAGUUACAAGUAGCCCGUCAAGUAUACAUGUCAGACAGUUGACAUCACAAUAUUUUAAUGCACUUGAAGUGUUUGAUGUCAAUGUGUCAUCUGAUAACUUUGUGCAACAAAAUGGGGAUUGGAUAGUCAACUACAACUCUUCAAGAACUGACAGACAAUUUCGCUUUUUCAAGGAAACGGCUACAUGUGACAAUAUUGGAAUUUACGAAAUCACUAUAGAACAUGAUGAUGGAAAUAUUACAUCCGCCGAAGUUGAAAUAGGUUUAAAAGAUCCAAAGCUACAACACAGCGUAACCAGAAUUAAUGACAGUAUUCAUGUUCAUUGUGAAAUGACGAAUACUUGCAAGGCCAGAUAUUUAGACUUGAUUGUCAACAAUGGGGAAUCGUCACGUUUGAUACCUACCAUGAAUGAAUGUGGUAAUAACGAUAAGAAAAACAGCUCAACAAUAUCAGCUGAUGUGAUAAUUCCUGUAUCGAGGUUUUCAGGAAAUCAGACCAUCUCUUGUGUUCCACUUAUGACAGACCCGGAACUUGCUGCCAACCUUACAUCCACUAUGGGCAUACCUGUCUGUGAAGGGGCUGAUUGUGUACCUAAUUGCAAGGAUGAUCCACAUGGUAUAGCAUACUUUCAAGACAAGCAUAUAUGUAAUAUAUUUUACCAGUGUUCAAAUGGAGACAUUAUUUUACAGAACUGCUCAUCAUCAACAUAUUGGUCACAUAGCGAGUGCACUUGUGUUCAUUUUGAUGAUGAAAUUUGUGACGGGAAAACAUACAGAUUUUUUCAACCCGCUAUGUCUUUUGAAAAAUGCACCAAGGCAUAGCGGAUGUAAUAUAUGAUCAAAGAACCAAUUUAACACAAUGAACAGAGUAUACAUUGAACAUCGGUUUAAGAAAUAAAAUGACCGUAUUCUUAGUAAUAUUCGUCCAGAAAAGUGAUGUUAUAAAGAAACAGUGAAAUUUGUUUAUGUAAGUUGGACACCGUAAGACAUAUUCCUUUACCUGGCUCGAAAAUGAUUUUUCGACGAAAAUCAAAACUUUACAUAUCCCAUAACAGCAUAAUUUAACUUCAUCUGAAUUUGUAUCCUUUGUUUUUUUCUUUUUCCAAUACUUUAAAGAAUAUUUAUACAGAAACAUUAUAUGAUAAAUAGAAGUUUGUCGUGUUGACUGAUUUAUUCGUUAUUGAUAAAAUAUAUUGCGAAAUGACAUGAGUUUUGCAUUGAUUCAGAAAAUAUGAAUAAAUCAUUGUUCUUUCUUAAAAAAGUUAAUUAUGCCAGAAUUACUUACUGAAUAUGUGAUUAGAAGACUAUAAGACCUGUUCUGUCUGGUUGCUAGGAUCAUAUUCUAUAUAUAGGGAUAAUAACGCAUUUCUGCAUCCCAGUUUCAUAUCAAUGUUAUUUUCACAUAAAAGUCAUUCAUAACCUGGCUUCAUUUCAUUAUCAUUGAGGCACUCUUGUCCCACUUAUAAAGUGAAACUGAAUUUUAUCUGGUAGAAUAAAUGUCGUUUCAAAAAAAACAGACUGAUGGAGUGCUUGUUUUCAAUAUACCCGAAUAAUAAGGUUGAUUUCGUCAAUCAACCAUCUCUUAUUGCGUUUUCAGAAUCCUUGGUCGAAGAUUAAUGAUAUUUGUGAAUUUAUUACUUUAUACAGUACGCGCCAUAGUAAAGACAUUUAGUCAAAAAAAUUGUCAUUGUUGUUACUCUGUCAUGUGUUGUAGACUUAUAUAUAUGUGUGUGUGUGUAAUUUCUACCGUUUUGUCAAUAUUGUAUUAUUUGCUAUGUGUUAAUAUUAGAUGUUUGUUGUUUCAAAAUAUUUCGAAUGUUUGGAUUGUUAACCGACGAAAUCUCGUCUAAUAAAUUGUUACAAUUUGUAUAUGUCUGUGAUAGCCAUCUAGUGUUUAAUAUUCAGUUCUUAGAAUUGUUUAUGGUGGAAUAAAGGUUAAAAUCAGGUCUUCUUUG